This is a messenger RNA of Papaver somniferum (opium poppy), 2234 nucleotides long. RefSeq names its product pentatricopeptide repeat-containing protein At3g47530. Gene Ontology annotation, molecular function: RNA binding; zinc ion binding; protein binding. The record is from RefSeq and is a predicted model, not a curated record. Gene Ontology annotation, biological process: RNA modification. NCBI's taxonomy places the organism in Eukaryota, Viridiplantae, Streptophyta, Magnoliopsida, Ranunculales, Papaveraceae. The transcript has a single exon. The coding region runs from base 123 to 1871 and encodes 582 amino acids.
GCCUGGACCAAAUUCGCAGGCAACCUAUCCCUCGGUGUCAAAAUAAGCCCCGACAAAUACUAACGAGAGCUGCUUAUUAUCAUUUUUGUACCCAGAGUCUUGUUUUUUUUCCCUUGAUAGUGAUGGGUAGUUCUGCAAAUUCUAUACUUUCACUGAUAAAAUCAUCUUCAUUAUCAAAGUCCCAAUUACUACAAAUCCAUGGACAUAUUAUAUGCACAUCUCUAAUCAAAGAACCUACAGUUGUAACCAGUUUGUUGUCACUGGUUGCUCUGUCAUCAUCUCCGUUGAGAGACAUACACUAUGCUCAUCAGAUUUUCACUCAAAUCCCCAAACCCAGUUUCCAUCAGUACAAUGUGAUGAUCAGAGCUUAUUCUCAGAGCAAUUCACCUGAAAAAGGGGUUCUCUGUUAUAAUCAAAUGCGAAACAACCGUGUACAGACUGACCCUUUUGUUUUGUCAUUUGUUCUGAAAUCUUGGACCAGAAUGAACCAUUUGAUUGGUGGUAAACAGAUACAUUGUAGGGUUUUGAGUGAUGGGUUUCAAGCUGAUUCUUUGUUGUUAACUUCAUUGAUGGGUUUGUAUGCCUCUUGUGGAGAUGGAACUGAUGCUCGUAAAUUGUUUGAUGAAAUGUCUAUAAGGGAUACUGUUUCUUGGAAUGUUUUGAUUUCAUGUUAUACUCGUAAUGGUCGGAGUCGAGACGCGUUAAGCCUAUUUGAUGUUAUGCAGAAGGAGGGGUGUGAGUCAGAGCCGGAUGACGUUACGUGUUUGCUUCUCCUACAAGCUUGUUCUCACUUGUGUGCAUUGGAAUUUGGUAAACGGAUUCAUAAGUAUGCUGAUGAUUAUGGAUAUAGUGAUAGGAUUAAAGUUCGUAAUGCGCUCAUAUCUAUGUAUUCGCGAUGUGGGAGCUUUGAUAAGGCAUUUGAAGUGUUUCAGGGGAUGCAUGAUAAAAAUGUGGUUACUUGGAGUGCAAUGAUUUCUGGAUUAGCAAUGAAUGGUCACGGAAGGGAUGCUAUUGAAGCUUUUAGAGAAAUGAAGAAAGUGGGUGUUUCCCCUGAUGAUCAAACCUUUACUGGAGUUCUUUCAGCUUGUAGUCAUGUUGGGUUGGUUGAUGAAGGUUUGGACAUUUUUGAUUCCAUGAGAGAAUAUGGAAUAAACCCGAAUAUUCAUCAUUAUGGGUGCAUAGUUGAUCUCUUGGGUCGUGCAGGUUUACUUGAUCAGGCGUAUGACUUUAUAACAUCGAUGAGAGUUAAACCUGAUUCAACAGUGUGGAGGACUCUACUUGGAGCUUGCAGAAUUCAUCGUCAUGCUUCACUUGGAGAACAUGUUGUAAGUCAUCUGAUUGAGCUAAAGGCUCAAGAAGCCGGAGAUUAUGUCUUGUUAUUGAACAUAUAUGCUUCUGUUGGGGACUGGGAGAAAGUUGCUAAUGUGAGGAGGUUGAUGAGAGAAAAAGGAAUCCAAACAACACCAGGUUGUAGUACGACGGAGAUUAAGGGCAAAGUGCAUGAGUUUGCAGUUGAUGAUGAUGCUCAUCCAAGGAAAAAGGAGAUUUAUGAGAUGCUGACCGAUAUUGAAAAGCAAUUGAAAAUGGCAGGUUAUGUUUCUGAUAUUACUUGCGAGUUGCAUAAUUUGGGUGCUGCGGAGAAGGGAAAUGCUCUCAUUUGUCAUAGUGAGAAGUUGGCAAUUGCUUUUGCAGUUCUUGUGACUCCUCCAAAUUCAAAAAUCAGAGUGUCCAAUAAUUUACGUAUUUGUGUUGAUUGCCAUAAUUUUGCAAAGGUUUUAUCUUCGGUGUACAAUAGAGAGGUGGUUAUUAGAGACCGUAGCCGGUUCCACCAUUUCAAAGAAGGAUUGUGUUCCUGUAAUGACUACUGGUAGGUAUCUUUUGGAGCUCAGAAAGUGACAACACAUGGUUUACCAGUGAAAUCAGGAAACUGGGACACUGAUUUGCAAGGCAGUCAUCUUUUCUCAUCACUGAAGUUCUCAGGUACAGGACAGACUGCCACCAUAAGUGCACUCAAAAAGAGCAUGACAGGCGUCCUUGAGUGAGGGAUCAUCGAUUUAGCUUGAAAUUCUCCAAUUAAUGAAACUCAUUCUGUGUAAAUGUAUUUGUAAGCUCUAAAGCCUGUAUGUAAUGAAUGCGUUGAAUCACAAGCAGGAGGUUCAGUAAGUUGUAACCAAGAGGAUGCAUCCAUUGUUGAUUUGGAAACCAGAGGUAUGCUAGUUCUGGACCUUUGAGAA